This is a messenger RNA of Fusarium musae, 606 nucleotides long. RefSeq lists its product as uncharacterized. The coding region runs from base 1 to 606 and encodes 201 amino acids. The transcript has 2 exons. The record is from RefSeq and is a predicted model, not a curated record. NCBI's taxonomy places the organism in Eukaryota, Fungi, Ascomycota, Sordariomycetes, Hypocreales, Nectriaceae.
AUGCAAGCGACUGCAAAGCUUAUCAAUGCUCCUCGCCGAACCGCAGCCUACGAUGUCCCCAGAGCCUGGAAAACAUUGAUCGCGGCCUCAUCACCAGUAGAGCUUAUUAAGAAUAAGUUCUUGAAGGAAGCAAGGGCCGAAGUAAUACAAGAGAUGAAGAAGGCCGGUCGCGUGGUGCCCAAGUUUUCUGCUGAUGGAAAAAUCGCAGUGAUUCGCAUCAACUCGAAAGCACAGAUUCAUGCCCUCAUUGCAGCACGCCAGGCUCGCCUAUUGUUUUCGAGGCAGCUCCAAGUCGUGAUGGUAGCGAAUGAAGGCUACGCGAGAGGCUUUGUCAACUAUUCGUGUCGCGUUCCAACGUGCGCCAGGGGCAGAGAUCCUCCUGUCAACAUCCCAGAAAUUCUUGUUCAAGCAGCAGAAGAAGCAGAAGACGAUUCGUUGAGAGAGCGAUUGGGAACUAGGUUCGGUGGUGGUCACAAGAACGCAAGCGGCGGAAUGAUUCCCCAAGCUGCAUUCGAAGAAUUCCUGGAGGCCAUCGGAGUCUCAGGCGAUGAAGAGCCAUCGCCUUCGCCUUCGCCGAAGAAAUCACCCAAGGGUUCUGCAAAUUAG